AACAACUUCCUCACGCGAAGGGUCGCGUUUCCUGCGCACGCGCAAUAGUUCCUCCCUCUUGGGUUUCUUCGAUUGUUAGAAGACCAAAGUAGUUCCUUGACGAAGAAGUCGUGUAAUUUUCUCGCGAAUCAAGUUUCUUAAAUUAAAAUAAAAUGGCACCUCCACCAACAUACAGUGAUUUGGGAAAAGAUGCUCGAAAUGUUUUUGGAAAUGGUUAUCAUUUUGGUCUCCUAAAAUUAAACGUUAAAACUAAAACUGAUUCUGGUGUUGAAUUCACCACUGGCGGUGUUUCAAAUCAGGACACUGGCAAAGUUGUCGGCAAUUUGGAGAGUAAAUAUAAAAUCAAAGAAUAUGGAAUUACAUUCGCUGAGAAAUGGAAUACGGAUAAUACUCUUGGCACUGAGGUUUCAAUUGCUGAUAAACUAUUGAAAGGAUUACAACUUACUUACAAUUGUACAUUCUCUCCUCAAACUGGAAGCAAAACUGGACAAUUGAAGACUGUCUAUAAAAAUGAUAGUGCAGCAAUUACCUCUGAUCUUGAUCUCAGUCUUUCAAGUGGUCCCAUCGUUAAUGGAUCUUUUGUACUAGGAUUCCAAGGUUGGCUUUGCGGUUACCAAACUUGUUUUGAUUCCCAAAGGAGCAAAAUUACUAAGAAUAAUCUUGCACUUGGAUUCAAUGGUCCUGAUUUUACAAUUCACACUUCCGUGAGCAACGGUCGCGAAUUCGGAGGAUCAAUUUAUCAUAAAGUGAAGCCAGGCUUAGAGGGAGCAAUUAAUUUGGCCUGGAAUUCCAGCAAUAAUGUCACUGAAUUCGCACUCGGUACAAAGUACGACCUCGAUCAAGACGCCUCUGUCAGAGCCAAGGUCAAUUCUCAGCUUCAAAUUGGAUUGGGAUACCAACAGAAGCUUCGUGAAGGAGUUAUUCUGGCUCUGUCAACGAACAUCGAUGGCAAGAACUUUGGAUCCGGUGGACACAAGCUCGGCUUAUCAUUGGAGCUUAAUGCCUAAAUUUUAUCAGUGCGGAAAAUGAAGAAUCAAUUUUCCCCUGGCGUUAAUAUAAUUUUCGUAACACUUGUGUCGUAAGGACAACAGAUUUCACCAGAAGCUUAUUCAGAAGAAAAAAAAACAAGAGGAAAUAUUGCCUGUAACGUAAUCUAGGUAGAAUUUCACUUAAACAAUUUCAGCUCAAUUAUAUCAGAAAAUAAUUUGAUUUAUCGAAUUAUUAUUAUUAUUAUCAUUAUUAUUCGAAUUUAUCGAAUGUCGAAUUAUUAUAAAUGACGAAUUUCUUCUUCAUUGUCAAUAAUUUUAACGCCAUUACGAUAAUAUUAUCAAGUGACAGAAGAAAUGAUUUCUUUCAGAAUAAAAAGGAAAAAUAGAGAAAAAAAAGACAAAUGAGAUAAUUAUUAAUGAUAAUGAAAAAUAAUUCCUAGGGGAAAAUAAAAAGAAAAGAAGAAAUCUUACAGAUUUGUAAGUUUUACGAAUUUUCCUAAAUAGAUAAAAAAAAAAGUAUUCAAUCAUUGUUAUAGGACCGAGUCUAUGUGUAAUUUUCAAAAAACAUUUAAAUAAAAUGGAAAUUCCUCGUCGAGUUCAUUGAACAUAAAAAUUUUCCGAAUGUAGUUCUGUAAAUAGAUAUUAUACGUAAAUAUUUACGAGACUUAAAUAAUGAAUUUUAAUCUUUUUUUUUUUUGUUUGAUUUUCUCGUAAUUUUUGAAUAGCGAAAAUAUUUUACGACUCUGUUAAUUCUAAGCACAUUGUAAUUAUCUCUUCUUCAAAACAUACCAAUUUACAUUGUGCAAAAAAAAAAGUAUUUGAGCAUGAUUCGAGUAUUAGAAAGAAAACUCCAAUUUUAUUUCUAUUCAUAAUCAAAAAAAAAAAAAAAAAAAUGAUCGUUUGUAGUUUAUAUUUGAGCGAAUGCCUUUGGAUAGUUGCUGAAAAAAAUAAAAAUAAGACACAAUUGUUAAA
Molecule: messenger RNA, 1961 nt
Organism: Leptopilina heterotoma
Lineage: Eukaryota; Metazoa; Arthropoda; Insecta; Hymenoptera; Figitidae
Product: voltage-dependent anion-selective channel-like
Exons: 6
Coding region: 153-1007 (284 amino acids)
Biological process (GO): monoatomic anion transmembrane transport
Cellular component (GO): mitochondrial outer membrane
Molecular function (GO): voltage-gated monoatomic anion channel activity
Source: RefSeq, a predicted model, not a curated record